Molecule: messenger RNA, 3096 nt
Organism: Varanus komodoensis (Komodo dragon)
Lineage: Eukaryota; Metazoa; Chordata; Lepidosauria; Squamata; Varanidae
Gene: CD82
Product: CD82 molecule
Exons: 9
Coding region: 197-991 (264 amino acids)
Cellular component (GO): membrane
Source: RefSeq, a predicted model, not a curated record
CACACGAGGCGUCUCUGGGCUGCCCCGGGGGCUGGCUCUCGCCUCUGCCUCCUGGAGCAGGACUGAAGGCAGCUGGGGCUGGAGAAGCAGAGCCGAAGUCACAUCUGCUCGGAUCGUUUUUCUGCGCGCCCGAGAGCAGCCAGGCGCCGCGUCGGUCGAGAGCUUCUCGCUGCAGCAGGUUUUGUAAGCCAGGAAGAUGGGGUCUGGCUGCCUGAAAGUCACGAAGUACUUCCUUUUCCUCUUCAACCUCCUUUUCUUUAUCUUGGGUGCUGUGAUCCUGGGCUUUGGAAUAUGGAUUUUGGUUGACAAAAGCAGCUUCAUUUCAGUGCUACAGACUUCAUCAUCUUCGUUAACGGUUGGAGCAUACAUUCUCAUUGGAGUUGGUGCUGUCACGAUGCUGAUGGGGUUCCUGGGCUGUGUUGGAGCAGUCAAUGAGAUUCGAUGUCUCCUUGGGCUGUACUUCACCUGCCUGUUGCUGAUUCUCAUAGCACAGAUAGCUGCCGGCCUGCUCAUCUACUUCCAGCGCAAUGCACUCAAAGCAGAAAUGUCUGGGAUUGUCGGGGAGCUCAUCCAGAAUUACAACCCUUACGAUGACCAUAACAGGACCCUUGAGACUGCCUGGGACUAUGUGCAGACACAGCUAUUGUGUUGUGGCUGGACUGGGCCAGAAACUUGGAGAAACAACACAGUCCUUCAGGAGAGAAAUCAGACAGCAUAUCCUUGCUCUUGUAGCAAUAACACGGUUGACUCCCUGUCAGAGGUGGGCUUCUGCACCUUGGUUUCGGUUUCUAACACCACAUCAGUCGAUGACUGGCCAGUCAGAAAGCAGGGGUGUAUGAAAGGUGUGCAGAACUGGCUACAGGAGAACCUCGGCAUUAUUCUUGGAGUCUGCACAGGGGUUGCUGUCAUUGAGCUGCUGGGAAUGGUGCUCUCCAUCUGCCUCUGCAAGAACAUACACACUGAAGACUACACCAAAGUGCCCAAGUACUGAGAGACUGCUGGCUCCUGGAGCUGCCCAGAGCAGGCGGAUGCUUCCUUCCCUCCCCACUCUCCAGACUGUCUCCAUCACUUAGCGUUUCUCCUGUGACGUCCAGCAUUGCUGUGGAUCAAUUGGGCUGCAUGGCAGCUAUGAAUUCUUUGAGGGAUCAGGGGCUUGGACAGCCUCUUCCUGUCUCCUGACUGUUCUUCUAUGAAGCAGGCCAUUUUAAAGUCUUCCUCUACUCAUGUGAUUCCCUGCACUUUUACUGCCAGCACUGCGCUAGAGAGCCUCUUCCUUGUUUUUAUUCACUUCUGACCCAUUGUAGCUGAGCUCAGAAUACUUCCUUUCUUUCUUGAUUUUGCCGCUCUUUACUAUCACUGCUACAUGUACAUAACCCUUUUUCCAUUCAGCUAGGAAGAAUAUGGGGCUUUGGCUGUUGUUGGUGGUUUGAUCUCUUUUAAAUACGCCUACUGUAGAAAAGAGUGUCCUUCCACUAAUUUGACACCUCUGCCUUUGUUAACUUCCCUUUCUCAAAUCUACUGGAUUAUCCCUUGAAUCUGUUGUUGUAUAGUUUACUAGACUUCACUUUCUCUCUCUCUCAAAAAAGAUUGCUUUUCACUUACUGCUCAACCUUUGACACCAAUCAGCGGAGGAUUGGGCCAGGCUUAUGAUUUCACCAGCCAGUGGCAAGGGAGUGUGGCUGGGGAAGUUUUGAUGUAGUCUCCCUCUUCCCUGCCACAUUGUCCUUCCUAUUCUCUGGAUCCUGUUAGCUUGGAGACACUUUAGAGACUGCAUGAGUAGCAUGAGUGAGCGUGCACGACUCACCGGAACAUGUUCUUGGGUUGCCAAUUUUUGUAGAGGUGAUGACUGAGAUUAUAUAUAUAUUUUCCUUCGGUAUAACUCUUCUGCAAUUGUGUGUUGUCAUUGAUGAAAGGAGUAUCUGGAAUCGAUGGCUGUUCAUACCAGUGGUUCUGGAGAGCACAUGAUCUGGCCAUUGGGUAACAUCUACGGAGAAGAGCAGCAACUUCUUCCUGUUAAGCUGCAUCUCCGGUUGGCCUGGGAAUAGCUAGAGUUGCCAUCAGAAGUCAGACAAGUAGAGUCAAGAGGUAGCAGGGAAUUACUAUGAGGACUCCCAUACUGGGAGAAGUGUCUGCACUCAGCAGCCAUACUAGGUGUGGAUGCAAAGAGGACAAUGGAAUCCCAUGGGGGCAAAUCCUUCCUUUGGGGGAAAGGGAAAGGCUUCCACUAUAGAAGCCCUUUGAAAAAAAGUAGGCGGUGAUCACAUUCUGGUUAACAGUUGCCUGAGAACAUGUGGCACUGACAGUCCCAUGGGUGACUCCCAUACUGUGGAGGUCCAAGAAGGCACUUUCAAAAACACUGAAGUUUGGACUUUGGAUCUUCAAAGCCUUUCCUGUGCUGAGAGUCCUUAACCACCUUGAAUCUACAAGUCGGUCAGUCUGUGCACUAUCAUUGGUAGUAUCUACAAACAUAAGAUUUAAAUUCUGCCCUGUGGGGAGAAUUUAACAGGCUUGAGAUAGUUAGCCUAGGGACUAUCUUCCAAACCUGCAAGAGCAUCUUGUACUUCUCUGUACCCCACAAUACCAAUGCUACUAUUUCUUCAGUGAAAACUGGUGAUGAUACAUGCAAGAAAAGUCUGACUGCUAUAACUUUUCUUUGUCCAUCAGACUAGAGCUUAGUCAGGUAAGGCAGGGAUGGAGAACCCCUGGAGGAUGCCUUUUGAGCCUGCCAACAGGGCCCUUCCCGUUAAGAUUCUGGCAAACAAUUAAGUUCACAAAAGGGAUUUUUCCUGGAAGUGAUGGUCUGAAGUUUGCUUUUAUUUCCUGCAGCCUGGUAUUUCCUUUUCAAAUUGAUUGUAAAGUUAUGUUUUAUACUCACCUCUUGUGCUUCAACUGAUAAGCUGCUUCACUGAUAAGCUGUUUAUGCAAUGGCUCUUCUCUGGGAUUCAGCUCUGAGCAGAAAAAAGGAAAAAAGGCUGAGCCCAUUCUGGUUUUCUCCUUUGUUUUUAGAAAUCUCUUCCAAAUGGAAGAAAUGCAUGUACAGAUUUAAACCAAUAAUGGGUGGGUAUUUCAGUAAUAAAAAUAUUUGCUUAAAAAAUG